GCAGCCGGAGUAGUUUCAGGGAUCGGGAUACUCAGCUGCGAGUGGACUCUAAUGACACCAACCGGACAGGGCAGCCCCGGAGGUCCCUAACCGGAGCUUUUAAACGCUACAUUUCCCUGCUGACAUGGAUUAACUGGACCGGGGUCAGUGAGCUUCAAGCCCAGGCCCCCGCCCCCCCGCGGUGGCCAGGCGGCCUCAUGGCGUCGCGGCUGCUGGACCGUCUGAAGCGCUCGCUGUUUAAAGAAGGUCAGGCGGCAGGUCCGGAGCAGGAAGCAGCAUUUGGACAGAAGGAAGAGGAAGAGGAGGAGUUUAAAGAGGGCAGCUGGGAGGCGGAGCUGGAGGAGGAAGAGGAGUGUGUGACGGAUCGGCUCGGGGGGACGCUGUGCUUCGACAGCGGGGGAGUAGGAGGAGGAGGAGGAGGGGAGGAUGGAGCCGAGGGCGAGGGGUCGGGGCUGGACAGUGACUCCGACUUCCUGGGAGAGUCGAUGGAGGAGGGGCUCAGCAGCACAGAUGCCAGUCCUAUGGCCGUGUCUCCGGCCGGCCCCUCCGCCUCCCUCCUGCUGACUCGGCAGCUUCAGGAGAGCUGGAGGUCUCUGCGAGGGCUUGGGGGAGGAAGCCCCUCCUCGGCUGGGAGGCAGCUGACGGACAACCUGCUGUUUGAGGUGACCGACGCCAGCGUGGUGCAGGAGGGCUCCGCUAAAUACGUGCUGUACACCAUCCACGUGAUCCAGUCCGGCGGCAGCGAUAAGACUCCCGCCAUUAUCACUCGCCGAUACUCCGACUUCCAGCGGCUCCACGCCUUGCUGCGCCGUAACCACGGAGACCAGAUGGAGCGCGUCUGUUUCCCUCGAAAGAAGCUACGCAGGAACUUCACGGCGGAGACAAUCGCUAAGCGGAGUCGAGCGUUCGAGCAGUACCUGUCUCACCUGUGUUCCAUGUCUGUCCUGCGGGGGGCGCUGUGUGUGAGACAGUUCUUCUACCUGACCGACCUGCAGGCCGCUCAGCUGCUCAUCAGGGUGGGACGUUACCAGGAGGCCUUGGGUCCGCUGCUCAACGCCAAGAGACUGCAACACAAACUGGGCUGGGAGAUUUACUAUGAAAACCAGUCUCAGGCCCCGCCCCUGGCCUCCUCCCAUUGGUUCUUCACCCUGGUCGGGCUGGCGAGCUGCUUCCAGGAAGUGGAGCAGCUGGAGGAGGCGCGGGAUCACUGUGACUCCGCCCUCCGCGUCCUGACGCCCGCUGAGACUGAGGGCAGGUCCCUCCCACUCCAAGAUAAGCCCCACCCGCUGACUGAAAAGCCUGACAGGCCACACCCUCUCCUGUUGCCGUUGCUACAGGCUGGGGUUCGGAUGUCGUGGCAGACAGGCAGAGACAAGCGGCACUGGGAGGAGCUACUGCAGGAGGAGGAGCAGAGGGCGUUGCUCGACAACCAGCCAACCAUCAGAGAGUUUCUGGUCAAACACAACCUGCAGGAGGGCGAGGGGGAGGGCUAGACACACACACACACACACACACACACACACACACACACACACACACACACACACACACUGCAUAGUACAAUCACGAUGCUAUAACAAGAGUGCUGAACCCACUGUGGAAAAAAACAUCUGAGAUUUAGAGAAUAAAGAAGAAGUAAAUUAAUUAAUUUAAAAAAGUUGGAAUAUUUUGGGAAUUAACUCAAGUGAAAAUAUAAUUUUAAAUAUACAUUUUAAAAGUAAUUACUAUGACAGUCACGCCAUAGUGUUGUGAAUGAAUCCUUGUAUCAAACUUGGCUCUGAAAAUAUUUUGAAUGUUUAAAUAUUAAGACUCUGAAAGAAAGAAAGAGAUCUGCAAUGUGACUAAAAAGUUGUGAUUUUAAUCGACAGGGAUGUAAUAAUAAUAAUAAUAAGGUGGUGUAUAAUAUCACAAUAGAGAGAUUUAAAAAGUUAUCAGAUUAUAAGGUGAUAAAAUAUUUAGGUCAAAAAUACAUUUCAGAGGAAACAGUUACGAAGAAGCUCUGGGCUCGUUAUAUUAUAUAUCAGAGCGUUUUGUUUUCAAAAUCUCUGAUACCUUCUUCCUAAAAGCUGCCGUUAUGCUCCGCCUAUGCACCAUCAGUCAUUCAAUCAUACUUUGAAAGCCUUAAACCAGUUCAUUCAUCAUGGACGCGCUGAUUCUUCAGGACGUUUCCGUGGUUCUAUUCCAAAGUGCGAGCCGCUCGUAUAUUGUAUUACUUUAAACAAAGUAAAAAUGUAGUCACAAUGCAAGUUGGCACUUAAACAUCCUAUAGAAACAAACAGAUAUAUGAAGUAUAGCCUAUAAUGAGCAGAGGAAGGAUCACUAGUCUUCUUCUUCCCUGACUUUGUUGGUGUAUUAGAAUAAUUCCUGUGGUUAACACCACCUGCAGAUCUAAUGUGAAACCCUGAGAGAAACCCAGCUUCUACCUGGAGCAUUGUCUCUCUCUAGCACUUUUGAAGACAUACACUAUAGCCAGGACCGUUUACUAAAUAUCUUGCUUUGUUAUCAAGAGGACUCGAGGAUUGUAAUCAUUUAAUGCACUUUCUUUCAAAUGAUAAAGAGCAUCUUGGAUGUGUUCACAUGACAGUUUCAACAGUGAGAGAGGCAUUCAAUCAUCACUCAAACACUUUGCUCUCCGCUCACAGCAAACCAUCAGUAGGCUCAUAUUCACAAGGCCAAUUGUGCUGCUUCUUAGGGAUGAAUAUGUUUCAGUGUGAGACCUGGAGUGGAUGAGUGGAUAAGGGAUAGAAACAGAUGUGAACAUUCAAUUGUUUUACUAUCAUGUUGCGAGACAGGCGAUUAAUAAGGGACAAGAUGAAGGCACUUCCACUUAAAUGAGGGACAAUUAUAAAGCAAUUGAGCAGGAUUAAAUUUAAACUGACUGGAGACUACAGUACAAAUCCCUCCUCCAGACUUCAUAACAUUUAGAUGAUGGGAAUUCAAAUGUUUCGCUUCAAAUAUCCAUUUAAUGGACUGUGGGGAUGCUUCACAACCAGCAAUAUACAAGUACAGCAUUAGCACAUAUACAAGUAAUACUCAUUUUAUACUCAGCUUUGCUCGGUUUUCUAAUGUCCCGAUUCUUCUCGACGCUUCACUUAGUAAACAAUCUCCAUUUCUCCGACAGAAAUCAGGUCAUAGAAAUGGCAAUAUCGUGACGGUAAUUAACAAGCUGUUUUGCACAAAGCUACGGAGCCAAUGGGAUUCAUAUUGUGGUAAUACAUAUAUUUUAAAGUAAAAUGCACAACUUCAAGUAGAAUAUACAUCUGACGUUUGGAAUAAGAAACGCACUCAAAGUAAAGCAGCUUGUAAUUCUAAGUGGCUGCGUUUAUGUAAGGCUUUACAGUUUGAUGCUUUUAUUUUGAAGGUCAGAUGGUCAUGUGAUUGCUCUGUUUACAGCUCCAUUCAAAGACAGCAUUUCUUCUUGGUUACUAAAAAUGUAAACUCAAUGUGACUGCUUAUAAUAUUUAAGAGGAUGAUAUACCACAAUACAGAGCACAAAACAGGAAACUGAACCUGGACACUCCAUGUUUCGUGUCUCAGAGACGCUUUUAUUGGGGGUUUUUUGUGUCUGAUUGAUUUUGAGAGGCUCAUAUUUGUUUUUUGAUUUUUUUUAAGCCCAUAAAGUUUUAAUUAGGCCUCAUGCAAGAACUCUUAAAGGGACACUUCAUCCAAAAAUAGAUAUACACAUGUUUCUUCUUACCUCUAUUUAUUAAUCUAGAUUUUUAUGUGAAAACUUGUCUCGAGUUACUACGUCAUGUUUUCUUGAGAGAGACAUUGCUGUUGAGAUUUAUAAAAGAUAUUUAAUUCCUUAACCUUUUUCUUUGUUGAUCCGGUUUGCCCAUAAAAGAGCUCUAAGUGUGACUAAGCAGACACAACUUAUUAACUUAUUGAUUGAUGAAAAUGUCUAUUAUACUCGUUUUCAACAAUAUAUUAUAGGUCUCAGAUAUAUACAAAACAAGUCUCUGAAAUAUCAAACUGAUCAUGCAUCGUGGCAUCCCAUAAACCCCUCUGUUUCAGCCCUGUUCCAAGUGUGCUGAUUCUGUGUCUUUAGCUUUAAAUGCUAAUGAGCUGCUGCUGGCCACGCCCCUCUGCAAGAUGAUUGGUUGUUAAAAAACACAAUGAGUCACUAAGUGUUGAAAUCUGAUCAGCUCACUUUCAGAGGGUUUUUAUAAAGAUGGAUCAGGACAAAAAGAGAGGCGGUCUCAAACUAUUAUCACGGAGGGGACACGUGUUUAUGGAUUCAAGACGUUGCGCAAUAGGGGACCUUUUUAAAUCAAAGAACACGUUAUUAAACAAGAUGCACGUCUCAAACUAAAUAUGUUGGGUUUUAUUUAGUCUCUUUUUAUUAGAUUUUAUAUUGUGGUUUAACUUCAUAUGUAUUUAUAUUCAUUUCAAAUGGAAUAAAGGUGUUUUCCCUGAAAAACUCUAAACUUAUGAAAGUACAAAUCAGCCACUGUUCUGAUAAGUUGUUCUUGCAUGAAGCCAUCAAUAUGCCUGGAAAUGUUUGGACACAUUUUGGUGAAAAACUAAUAAUUGUAGUUGUUAAAUUCAUUUAAUGACAGCCUCUGGUGCUUUGUGUGCCUUCCUUUAAUGCUGCAUGUUUGUGAAAUAAUAACACAUCUUUUUGGUUUUCAUUCUGACUAAAGGUUUACAUGGUCAGCUCAGAAAUGGCCACAAACGGUUCAAAGUUCAUUUCCAAUGCAGUCUCUUAUUACGUUAAAAUAAGACAAACUCUGAUGUCAUUUAGUAAACUCCACUUCUUCACAUUCACCUUUUCAAGUGAAAGAAUGUUUACCUUUUUGAGUUUUAUGUAAUCAUCUGUUUUGUCCUUGUUGUGUUUCAGUUUGAGAAGUGUGUGUGUGUUCAGAUGCAUUUCCUCUGAAAACCAAACAUCAUUUAAACUCCAGUUUACCACAAACAGCUCCCGUCUGUGAAAAGCCAAACUCAUUUCCACUCCGGUAACACUUUAAAGUCCUCUUCCCCCCAGUGGGGAGGCAGCCCGUCUGUCUGUGUGGACAUUUUUUUACGAUAUGGAUUUAGCAGAACAUCUUCAUGGAGCGAUAUACAAGUAUAUUUUUCAAGUAUCUUUUCUGUAAUAAAUGUGUUUAAAAAAAA
Molecule: messenger RNA, 5112 nt
Organism: Eleginops maclovinus (Patagonian blennie)
Lineage: Eukaryota; Metazoa; Chordata; Actinopteri; Perciformes; Eleginopidae
Gene: snx21
Product: sorting nexin family member 21
Exons: 6
Coding region: 198-1493 (431 amino acids)
Biological process (GO): protein transport
Cellular component (GO): early endosome membrane
Molecular function (GO): phosphatidylinositol phosphate binding
Source: RefSeq, a predicted model, not a curated record